This is a messenger RNA of Canariomyces notabilis, 3718 nucleotides long. RefSeq lists its product as uncharacterized. Bases 277 to 3570 code for a protein of 1097 amino acids. The transcript has a single exon. The record is from RefSeq and is a predicted model, not a curated record. NCBI's taxonomy places the organism in Eukaryota, Fungi, Ascomycota, Sordariomycetes, Sordariales, Chaetomiaceae.
AAUGAUGUUAUGUUCUCCCCUUAAACCUCGUGUUCAUCCAGCCGGCUUUGAUCAUGUCAUCUCGACAUCCCUUCCCAGUUCCGGGAUCAAGAAGCCGACGACCAGUUUGCCGAAGUGCUGGCUGUAUUCAAGGGGUCAGGUCUAACAAUCUGACCAAAGACGAGAUAAUAUGCUCUGUUGUCUUCGCUAAAAGAACGAGCAGGUAGCCUCCUAUUUCGAAACUGACGCGCCAUUGAUACCACGACGGCAAGGUAGGAAGCGCCCAGCAGAUCCGCCAUGAUAUUCCCGCGCCAACACCCCCUGGGCUCGAGAGAAACGACACUUUCCCUCCCAAGCAUCGUGGCUGUUGCCCUGCCUUGUGCUCUUACCUUCAUCUGCGGCAUUGGCGUCUUCAUCCUCUGGCUGUUGCGUCGCCGGGCAGCGCACCGUCCAAGGGCCCUUCACGAAGACGGUGUAAUUAGCGUGGAGCAAGGCGACUCGCCCGCCAAAGCCAGCAAAACGCGAUCGACGCUGCAGAGACUGUGUUCUGUGGCAAUACGGUCGGUGCCCAAGCCGCAGUCCAAAGACGACGACAACGUUCUGCCACUCCGUCACAGAUCGUUCCCUGCCUUCCCCAGCGUGUUCAAGGGCCUUAAUCGCCGUCAGUCAUGCAAGUGGCCAUCACGGGACCGAGACAUGAGCAUAAAGACAUGCCGAGAGAAGCCAUCUUGGAUUGACGAGGACGCUCUCCAUGGGCCAAGGGUGAGCGGGUUUCCGACUUCCGCGGAGGGGAGAACAAGGGCUCGCGGUUCGUGGCCGAUGGUGAACCAGGCACCUGCGCUACCUAGGCUGCACUACUCAGUCUAUGGUUAUCCAACGGCUGAAUGGCCCGGUGAGGAGGCCAUUUGGGAAGGCUUCAAAACAGGGUUGGGUCAUGGCCAGGUUCACGCAGGCACGAGAGAGCUCCCGGAACCACCUAGGCCAGCCCUUCCCGCCAACAGGGGACGGCAUGAUAUCUCUAGGAUAUCAAAACCCCGCCCUAGCCCUGCUGGGAGCCCUACCAGGGCUCCGCCCAAGACGCCGUCAAGAUCGAGUGCCAGGCCCCGGUCGACUGACUCAAGCCUUAGAGAAAUACUGAGGUCGACCGAGAAACGGCUGCGCGAAGGCACCGUCUGUGGGACUGCCAGAAGCAUUGGGCUCACAGAGUCACCUUCCGCGAUCUCCAAGCUUCGACACUCCAAGGUCUCCGUACCGUCGUCUAGGACGCCAAGUCCAAGAAAGACCGGCCCUGGCAAUCGAGGCACUCCCGGUCACAGGAUACGGAGCUCAGGCAACCCGGUUCCUUCGGUAACGGGCAGUCUUGUCGGCGGCGAAUGCGGGAUUCCAGAUGGUCCAUCGGUACCCACCAGCCCCAGCGGUAAUCAGAGGAAACAGGGGGAAGCAGAGCAACAUACGUCCCAAAUCCGUUCGGUGCGUAGCUCAGUGUCCUCUGAGCUGUCCACCCUGUAUAGCGAGGACGAGAUGCCCGAAGAAGUCAGGAGGGCUAUCAUGCCGUUGGCUGGCCUCGUUGUACAAUCACAACAGGCUGCGGACGUGCUAGGCAUGAACGACCCAUUUGUAUCGGCUCCUUCGCAGUCUCCAGCUUGUCGGGCAUCAAUCAACCAGGGAUGGCCGGCAAAACAGCACAAGGCUCAAGACUUAUUCCGGCAAAGCCUAGAACGCUCGAGGUAUCUCCGCAGAAUGACACUGGGCCACCCACCUGCACAGCCGGUACAAGAGCUCGUCCUGGCACCGCGGCCGCUGACGUUGACUGCAAAGCCCACCAUCAAUGCCAUCGACCAGGGUUCAUCCCGCAGAUGCUCCAUGACAGAGCCCGGCUCCAUACAGCCAUGCAUAGGCAGUUACGCUCCAUCAUCAAAGACUGAUGAGCCGCCGCCGAUUCGGGACACCCAGACAUUCUCGCCCCACAACAACUUGAACGGGCAGGCCUCCCCGCAUGCGACCAAGAUAAGCACGCCGAGUGCAACCCCGGCGCUACCCCAGCCAACAGCGACAGAUUAUCUAUCCAUUUUCCGGGAGCAAAGACGCAAGACCAUCUCGUUGGUGAAGCCCGAAAUGCGGAUGGCAGACGACCAGCGGAGUAAAGGUCGUUCCACGACUCUGAUCCCUCCAUCUGUAGAUGGGCUAUCAUUCCCAUCCCGAUCGGGAAGCGAAAACAGGCGGGCUCCGCUCGUCUUCCCCCUGAACCAGCAUCAGCAGCAAGGUCAGCAACACCAACUGAACCAAAACCGCCAGAGCAUCUCCUCUUCAGUAUACUCCCAGGACCUUCCAAACAAUCCCUCAAACCCAGUUGCAGACCUUGAACACGCUGGCUUCCACGAAAAUUCCCUCCCCUUCCCGUCCCCGUACCCAGCACCCCUUUCUGUACCGGAAGCGCACGCCAACAGCAGCAGCAGCAGCAGCAGCUCGAAAACAUUGGCGGUGGCGACGCGUGAUUCCGUCCCCACGGGGACACCGACCAUCCUCACCGUGAUCGGCGAGGAGGAUAGUCACAAAGACAAGCCCGACGGCGACUGCAAUGGUAAAGCGAAAAAUGAGUGUCAGAAUCAGGAUCAGAACGGAAGCAACACCACCAACAAGAAUAAGACCCUGGCAGUCCCUGUCCCGGUCCUCUCAACCAUCGCCUCACUCCGGCGCAUGAACAGCUCGAUCAGUACGUGUAGCAGCACGGCCACGGCCACCACCGCAGCCACCUUAAUCUCCAGCCAGCGCAGCGCUAGCAGUACUAGCGACAGCAGUAGUAACAGCAUCAGUUCCGAAGCGGGGAAAUUCCCGAUCUCGAUCCCAAUCCAGCCUCAACUCCCACCCCCACCCUUGCCACAAAGGAGCGACCAGAGGGAGACCACCACCGCCACCACCAUUACUACUACUGCUACUAGGAGUAAUAGUACCAUCGGAGCGAAGAACUACUUUGCCCUCGGCAGCGGCGGCGGCGGCGGCGGUGUUGCUGGUGUGAGCCCUGGCACUGCCAAGCAGAACAACAACAAAAGGAACUCAAUCCCCACCACCCCCAGACCGGCCAGCUGGGUCGGAACUGGCGGUAUUGCCACUAGUACCAGUCCUGUAAGCCCCGAGUCGUCACCGCUCAAGAGGCGACGGGCGGUGGGGGGCGUCAUGCAUCCGAUUCCAAACCAGCAGCGCCAUCACCACCCCCACCACCACCACCACCGUAGGCCGGCAAGUGCCGUGCUGACUAGGGCGGGGCCGCUGGCAUCGUCCUUUGCCGGGCCCGAGCUUGGGUACUUUAGGGCGUCGGCGGAUGGGGAGGGGAAAGAGAAUAGUACUGGUCUCAGCACUAGUGACAAGAAUGAGGGUGCUGCAGAUAAGUUUAAGCCGGUGACGGGGGAAUUUACUUUUGAGGCGGGCUGCGGCGGCGGCGAUGACGGGAAGGGGAUCAAAACUGAGGACUGGGGGGAGAGUCCUUCAAAGAUAAGCCUGAAGAGCGUGGACAGCCUGGGGCUGUAUGACCGGGAUGGGUUUCUGAUCGCGUCGUCGCCGGUCAGAGUGGCCAGUCCCGGGUCGAGAGUGUGAUGGGUUCAGUACUUUGGAGUUCAUGGUUGCGGGUUUGUUGGUCAUUGUGCUUGGUUUUUCUUGUCUUUUCGACAUGUUGUUUGAUUUCCGUUUUAUGUAUUGUGAAAGUUGGACGAUUCCCAGAUGUUUAGCGAUUACAGUAAUGUAU